AUGUUGGCUCCACUUGACGUUGAGAGAGGAAGAGAGGAAGGGAAAAUUUUUUGUUUGCAGUUGAUUGAUUUGAAGUUUGAUUGGGCAGAAUCACGCAAGAUGUCAACAGAUCAAACUGCCGCAAGGCAAGACAAUAACGUCAACUCAAAACAAGAGGAAGCGAAAGAUAUCGAAGGGAUUACUCUCAAUAUACCCAAAUAUGUUCGACAAAAGGAGACAGUUUUGGGAAAGAAGCAGUUAAAGUCGAUAAAAGAUAAAAAGGUCAAAGGAACGCUUCAGCGGAUAGAGUCAAAAUAUGCCGAUGCUGCCGAGAAAGCGGCAAGGACGGAGAUGCUGCUCACUGAGGAGCCUGGAUACUUGGAAGCAGAGGGAAUGGAAAAAACUUACAACUUUACGCAAGAUCAAUUGAUUAGCGCAGUGGAUGAGGAAGUCUCAAAAAAGAGAUUUGACAUUAGUCUUCCUACGUUUGGUCCAUAUGCUUUUGAUUACACGCGUAAUGGACGCCACAUGGCCAUAGCUGGUCGCAAGGGCCAUAUUGCAACAUAUAACUGGCCUUCAGAUAAAAAAAUGUGUGAAUUUCAAGUCAAGGAGAAUAUACGGGAUAUCAAAUGGCUACAUAAUGAAUUAUACUUUGCUGUUGCACAGAAAAAGUAUGUUUACAUAUACGAUCACAACGGGUUGGAAUUACAUUGUCUUAAGAAACAUAUUGAAGUGAACAAGAUAGAGUUUCUUCCUUACCAUUUUUUAUUGGUGACUGUGGGCAAUGCAGGAUGGCUCAAAUAUCAAGAUACAUCAACUGGAAAACUUGUAUGUGAACACCGUACUAAACUCGGCAAAUGUGACGCUAUGACACAAAACCCAUGGAAUGCCAUAAUACAUCUUGGACAUGUGAAUGGCACAGUGACAUUAUGGUCACCAAACAUGACAACUCCAUUGGUGAAGAUGCUUACACACAAAGGUCCAGUGAAAGCACUUGCUGUUGAUCAUAGCGGAAAAUAUAUGGCUACAUCAGGAUUAGACGGGCAGUUGAAAAUUUGGGAUAUAAGAACUUACAAAUCACUUCACGAAUAUUAUACACCGACGCCGGCUGCAUGUCUAUCAAUAUCUCAAUUGGGGUUGUUAGGAGUCGGAUGGGGGCCACAUGUAUGGGUCUGGAAAGAUGCCUUUACCACAAAGCAACAAUCCCCAUACAUGACUCACAUCGAACGGGGCACUCAAAUACAUGAUAUGCACUUUUGUCCGUACGAUGACAUUUUAGGCGUAGGAUACUCGUCAGGCAUUUCGAGUCUAGUCGUGCCCGGCGCAGGAGAGCCCAAUUUCGACAGUUUAGAGGCAAAUCCAUACCAAACUAAGAAGCAAAGGCAAGAAUCAGAAGUGCAUGCUCUUUUAGAGAAGAUACAACCAGAGGCUAUUACCCUUGACACAACGUUUGUUGGAAAGAUAGACCGAGCUUCCAAAGCUGUUAUCGAGAAAGAAAGAAAACAAGAACAAGAGGAAAACAAGAAAAACUCCAAACCAGCGAAAGAAAAGAAGAAAAUGCGCGGCAGGAAUACUGCUCUCAAACGCUAUCUUCGUAAAAAGCAAAAGAAUGUCAUUGACGACAAACGAUUGUCGAUUGAAAAAGAACUUGCGCGACAAAGGGAAUUGAGACAAAAGCGGUCGCUCGGUGAAAUUGAGAAACCUCCCACAGCACUUGACCGGUUUGAAAAAAAGC
This is a messenger RNA of Paraglomus brasilianum, 1714 nucleotides long. The record is from the annotation of a GenBank genome assembly. NCBI's taxonomy places the organism in Eukaryota, Fungi, Glomeromycota, Glomeromycetes, Paraglomerales, Paraglomeraceae.